Amoebophrya sp. A25 is the source of this 12337-nucleotide messenger RNA. The record is from the annotation of a GenBank genome assembly. NCBI's taxonomy places the organism in Eukaryota, Dinophyceae, Syndiniales, Amoebophryaceae.
GUUCCUCUUCUCUAACCUUCCGCAGUAGCGGGAGCAAAGCUUCCUUAACCAGAGGAAACAGUGCGCAAGGAGAAGCGAUGCCCAGUACCAGACCACCUGCUUCAUCUGUGAGUACGUCUAGACCUGCUUCUAGGAGAUCUUCGGAUAAUAAAGCAGGUGCGACGAAAGACAAGAGUAGACCUUCGGAUAUUAGAGCUCCUGGUGGAAAUGUUGCUGCACAACAGGAGACUCCCGCAUCUCCUCCAGAAGGCGAUCAUGACCCGACUACAGGAGGGAUGGAUGCUGAUGUCGAUGGUUCCGAUCAAAAUGUUGGUCGUGGGGUGGGUGUUCUUAAUGCAGCUCCUGGGGGCGCCACCACUGCAGGUGGAGGUGCUGAAGAUCCUGGCACAAGAACUGGUCUCGAUGGAGCGGAGGACGAUGGGCAGCCGGAUGACGAAGUUAAUUAUCCUCAAGAUGAGGAUGACGAAGUGUUCAUCGACCCGAGUGCCUUGACAAACGGCCAAUUGCCUUUGCACUUGAUGUUAGGCAGCACAGGGACAAAACUGGUCCGUCAUGCCAUGAAGGAUGAACUGAACGUGAAGCGCGUGUCUAAGCCCCGUGACGUUAAAGUUCCCUUCGUCUCCGUAAGAGAGUUACUACGGGAGUGCCUGGACAGGUUUAUGGAGGCGGGACGUGAGUUGAGCAUCGUCGACACGUUUACGGAAGCUCUAGUGAAUGACCAGCGUGCAACCAGUAAGAAACGAGCUGCCUCGACGGCGGGAACGUCGAGCUACGUGACUGGACCAGAGAUGCUUCAGAGGAUGAAGAGCCGGCGAAGUGGGACUACUGGAGGUGGAUCUAAUUCUCCUGGCCCCCUAGAAGCUGCAGGAGGAGGACCACAAGGACCUACAGCAGGAACAACUAAUGUCGAUGGUCCUGAGCGCAACUUUGAGAAGGAGGAAGGACCCUUUUCCGGUCACAAAAUCCAUAAACAAGCCUGGGUCGACGUUGGUCUGGAGGAUGGUGGAGAAGAAGAGAAGGGUGGAGAUGGCUCACCAGAUGGCUCACCAGUUGGUCGGGGGAAAGAAGUUAGGGCUUCCUCUCCAUCAAGUGGUACUGCCUCUGCUUCUACCGUUACUCCGAGAAAUGGGGGAAAGCAAACCACACCAAGACCGGUUGUCGAUAAAGAGUCUAUAGCCGCUGGUAAGAACCAGGAUGCAAAAGGUGACGUUCUCUCUGAAAUCUGCAACGCUACGGAGAAAGGUGAAAAGAUUCCCACUAUGACAGAGCUAAACAAUCUCCAUCUAGCCCAAUUUGCUAAGAAACUUCGCUCCUUGCGGGAUGCCAGGUCGUUUUCGCACACGGGCUACACGACCCCCCAUGGGCCAGAGCACGAACACGGCGAUCUAGAAAAUGAUAUGGAGUUUCUCAACGCACCGACGCAGGCGUCGAGCUUUCUGUUUGGCGCAGCGAACAAAAUGACCUCCUCUGGUGGUCCUAGGGGUUCUGGCUCUAGAGGUUCUGGCAAAAAAGUGGGCCAGCUGCAAGAGGGUGUAGUCAAGCAUCAUCAGGCGGAACCGCAUAUCAGUUUAGACAAUUUGCUGGGUCCGGAUGUGAACGAGGUGAACCGCACUGCCCGUGAGCAGACAGGCGCAGUUCUGCAAGGCGUUGGCGGAUUCGGCUUACAGCAUGCACCUCCUGCAGCUUUGACCGACUCACUCAGUUUAGACCUUCUAGCUGCAGCGUCGUUUUUUGGUGCGGGUGGAGCUCCGUAUAACCCCUAUGCCCGUGAAUUGUCUGGGGCACAACAAGGAGGUAAGGGCAGCACAUCAACGACGAUCAUCACGACAACAAGCAGCGCGGCAAAUAACCAGCGUGAGAACAAGGAUGCCAUCAUUCAACACGCUCUUCAGCACAUGAAUUCGUCUCCGUCUGGCGGCAAUCUGGGAGGCGCUGUUGAAGAUCAUUCAUCACCACAUCAAGCAGCAGUAACCGCAAAUCUUGCAUCUCCACAGACUACGGCUGUAGCCCCAGCGCCAAAGGAGAAGGAGAGCAGGUCCUCGAAGAGGGGCAAGGAUCAUGAAAAAGAGCCGCGAACGUCCAAGAGUAAGAGCAAAAAAGACAAAGAAAAAUCUAGGACUUCGGAUCAGCAGGAAGAUGCUGAAGACGGAGCAUCUUCUGCUAAGAAGGACAACGAGGAUGCGAGUACAGCGGUCGUUAGUAGAGUCAGUUCUGCAAAAGACAGUGCUAAUAAUGCUGACGCUGAUGGUGCUGGAGCUCUUGUUCGUCCGAGCAAAAGUUCAUCUCAGGACGCGGCACCUGGCUCCUCUACGGGCGCCAAACAAGAUGAAUCUUCAGACACCACUUCCCCCACUGCUUCCACGAUGGCUGCAGCUGCGGAGAUCAAUUUUGCCCCUGAAGAGGGCUCCCACGACGGACCCGAAGGACUCCAUGUCGCUCUCACUCCCUCUUCCGGCGUCCUGAAAAAAGCCUUGAAAACUGCGGAAGGAGAAGCUUCCCCAGAGGGGCACAAGAAAAAGAAGAUGAUGUUUGCGCAGGACGACGAAUUGCAAGAGACACGGGAGUUCGAGGUCUACAGACAUUCGAUCCUCCAGGACGAGGAAGAAGGGGAGGACGAGGAAGCCUCAGGUGGUGACAAAAAGAAGAAGAGCAAGAAAUCCAAAUCAUCCUCCUCAAAAACGCUGUUCUACGAAGAAUCAUCGAGCAAUAUUAUGGAGAAGAAAAGUAAAAAGAGCAGUACUAAAGUUGACAAAGAUAGAAGAAACUCUUCGUCUUCUUCUUCAUCGUCCUCGAAGGAUCGUAAGAUCAAUCCGCAGAAGCCGAACAAGCCAGCAGACAUCUUUGACGAGCAUCAUGAUGACAUUGCUCACGACAUUCGUGAAGAGGAUGUUGGAACCGACCACGUGGAAGAGCCCUCAAAGUCUCCACCUGCCGUGAUGAUGUUUGCACCGGAAAGUGGUCGUGGAGCCAAGACUGCCAAAUCUGCCGUGCUAUCCUCCGUCAACAGCAGCACAGCUUCAACUGGAAAAGGAAACGCUCUCCAAAGCGCGGCAAAGCGUGCUCGUGGCAAGCAAGCGAAGGAAGAAGGUGAAGCAGCGGGUCGUGGUGAUACUUCAUUCAGCAAGCCUGGAGAUGUUGACGUCCAAGUUAUUGGAGGCAGUGACCACGACAUCACUAGUAUGGGUGCCGACGGCAUUGCCUCAACUGUCAAUGGUUUGGCGGCUGGUGCACCAGGGGUUGAAGAAGUAGUGGUCAUCGAGGACCGACCCCUGCCACCAGGCAAAAACCUCCAGCAAUUCAACGGCGAUUUCCUUCUCCUGCCUUCUCCUCGUUCCGCUCGUGUCCCUUUCGUUUGUGAAGAGAAGAACGAAAAGAACCCGAACAGGGCUCUUAGACCGGUUUCCACUGCGGACUUGAGUACAUUGUCUUCUUCUUGGUGGACUAAAAUUGAGCACACCGACAUGGGCCCCGACCGCAGUCGAUUCGCAGCAGAUACUGAUACAGCACGACCAAGAAUUCAGAGACGUAGAAGUCGCUCUAGUGACGAGCACUUCGUUGAGGAGCAAGACGAGCACGUGCAAAACGUGAUUUCCCAUGGAUUGCGAGAUAAGAUUAGGUCAAAAAGUCCAGGAGCUCAAGAACUACCUUCUCAACAUCAGCAGCAGCAUUCCUUCUUUGCUCCGGAAUAUGUCAACGGCCUAACCGGCAGCACCACCUUCGCAACUCCCCAGCUCCAGGAUGGCAAGCAUCAAGCAAACCGACGUUGCGUCCUAGGCUUUCGCUUCUGCUUAGUCCGCGACCUUGUGGAAAUGCACCAGCACCAAGAACGCCUACUCCAACUCCAGGAAGAGAUGAUACACUGGAUUUGGCAACUAGACCGUUGUGCCACUACAGUCUACGACAACUCAGAUUUGCCCUAUUCCGGUUCAUCUAUGGGUUCUAAUUUUAAGGGUACAAGAAAUCUCCCAUUUUCAGAGGCAUCUUGGUCCCGUUUUUAAAGGGCAAAGGAGACCCAAGAUGCUGCGGAGGAUGGAUUUCCAUUAGUUCUAAUAAUUAUAUGGCUUCUACUGCGGGACCUUCCGCAACCAAGCCCGGUGGCACUAAUAGUGUUUCUACACCGCGGGUGCCUCUGUACUAUCGGCAUGAUGUAGUAAAAACCACGCGAACCACGAGAACCACAACAACUGAAGAAGUCGAAGUUUCGUCCACCUCUUCUGGAGAUGAAAUCCAAUUUGUUGGCAGAGGGAAAGAUCCGGUGAUGAGACGUGUGGAACGCACCAGAUCUGAACAUGUCGAGCACGUGGAGAUUUUCACCAGCACCUCUUCGUCGAGUAGCUCAGACGAGGAAGCAGGAGUUAGAGUUGACUGUGGUCGUGCUGAGGUGGCUGCCCCAGGAGUUAGAGAAGGUGAGAAGAUGACUAAAAGAACUCCAUCGACGAACAAAAGUGCCUUAAAGUCUCCGACGCCAUCUUCGAAGAAGGAGAAAUCUUCAUCUGCUUCUUCUCGGCGUAGCUCCUCUUCAAAGAAGGACAAUAGACCUUCAUCAUCUAGUAAGAAGGAGAAAAACAAGAAGCCUUCUUCCAGUACUAGCUCUCGUCGUGAUAAUAGUUCCACUCGUCGUGACAAGGACCGCAAAGAAAACUCCGUGCAAGAGGAGCGCGACGUCAGUCCAAGUUCCUACCUGUUUAUGGAGGCGGGCGAGGGAACCGGAACGAGGAAGUCCAGUUUUACCCGCGGUGGCAACAAUAUGAAUUCCUCGAUGUCUUCAGCAAGCCAAAAUUCUUCUAUCAGAGGGAAGCCAAUAUCCGAAGCUGCGGAAGAACGAAAGAGCAAAAAAGCGAGGAAAAGCACCAAGGACAAAGAAGGCAGCACUAAAAAGGAUAAAGACAAAGAUAAAGACAAAGAGGAAAAAGGCUCUUCUAGUGGAGGCUCUGGGAAGAAUGGAAAGAAGACUAAAGAAGAGAAAGCAGCUGAAAAAGCUGCACGUGCUGAAGGUGAAGCAUUGUCGGGUAGUGCUGGCGAGACUUCUGCGGUGGAUGGAGCCAACAAAAGUCACUCCUCUUCUGGUGCUGACUCUUCGGGUACAGAUAACGCUGGUCGUGGUGGCGUACUACCCGACCAUAGCCAGCCCAUGGGAGCAGGUGCACUUAGCGAAGAUCAAACUUCGUUGAAGAAGAUGGCAGGAGGUGCCGAAAAGGGCACGCGGCUCGGUACGCCGUGGACGUUCGAUGAGUCACGUCCUGGAUUAUUUGAAUCUGUCAAACGAGAGUGGGCUCAGCAAUUCGGAGGAGCUGCAAAGACAAGUGGUGCUGAUCCCGCACAUCAACUCUUAGAUCAUGAUGAGUAUAAUGGGAAUCCUAACCCUCUUGGUAUUGCAGAUCCGCUUGCUUCUACUCCCAGAAGCUACAAUGAUCCGAUGGCUACUACAACUCAAAUGUUGGCAAAAGGAAAGAACAAGAACCGCAGCAGCUUGAAUCAAGAGGAGUUGAUGCAAGCUCUGCGAGGCGAUGUAGUUUCUGGAACAAAGAACACCAGAAUCUUCAAGAAGAAGCCUCAACCGUUGUUGAAAAUGCUCUUGACAGCGCAUUUGAAGCGCAAAGAUAGCAACUAUGUUUUCUACAACGGUGAUUUGAAGCAGCGUUGUAUGCAGUUGGGGAAUCGAGUCGAUGAAGGCACCAUGCCCGUGCUGAAGCAUCUAGGUGACGUCUUCUUCCACGACAAUCACCUAUUCUCAGCGAACAAGAUGCUGAACCACCCAUACUACGGCAGUCACCCUCAAGCAUCGUCCGCGCAGUACCAAGAAGCGAUAGCGAAAGCGACGAAUCGCACGAGCAACACUACGACAACCGGAUUCACUGGUGGCUCCCUGUUGAACGAGAAAGGCGCGAUGACUGGCGUCCUUUUGAGAAACGUGGAUCCGAUGAUCCGAGCCAUGCUCCGCUACGUCGACCACACUGCGACUACAACUCUGGCGCCAACCGACGAUGUCAUCGUCCACUCACCGUCGCAAGAGAAUUACGCCUUUGCGCAUUUCUUGAAGAACAGUCGGAAAUACUUGGGCUUGCGACAGCAGGAGCUCGAACUGCACAAAACCCACAUGAACGAGACGGCUUUCAGGAACGCCAGAAAGCAUGCGGAAAUGCGAAGACAGAAGAUCUUCAACGUGUCUUAUACCGAUAUGGACUCGGCCGAACUGAUGUUCCAUGCCCAUGCGUUUCGGACUUUGGAGCCUUACUUCGUGCCGCCAGCCGCAGCAGGUGCGCCAGCCUCUACUGCGGCGAAAAGCUCUAUGCAACUAGGCUCGAUCAUCGACGCUAGCGAGAGGUUUGGGUGCACUAGUUUAGGCCUCGGCGGAGGUUCUUCUGGCGUCGUUGGAGGAGCAAAGCCGAUCAUGCGGUCUAGGAUGUUGGUUGACGGCGACAUCGAAGUCGGUGCCACAAGCUUGGCUUCUCGCCAUUUGCAUCCGGAAACGGCACUUGGCGCGACACGCGGACACAGUCUGGGUGUGGACCACGUGGAUUCCGUAGUUGCCUCCGAUCCGAAGUUGAAUGAAGCUGAGAUGAAUCCCUAUGCGGUCGCGAAUCGCGGUUAUUACCAAAACUUGCAGAGAACGAACAGGUCCAAUUCUACUUCCGGAAGAUUAGGCUUGUCCCCAGGCAGACGCCGUAGCGAGAGCUAUGGAGGCUACGGUGGCUAUGGUGGACGUUACGAAGCAGAGGGCGCUGGGGAUAGUUGUACUAUCGUCGCCCACGAGUCGCAGUCUGUGCAUCUCGACCCGAAUCGCCAAUCGAGUGCGGUCACAGCGGGCCAAUUCAACGUCGCAAACGGCCAAAAAGCCUUUGAAACGGAGUGCCAGACCGGUGGCACAGUCUUCUCCGGCUUGCGUGGAGCGCAGAUCGAACGGAAAAAACACUUUCUGCAGAGACAACAGCAAGCGUUGCUGAAAGAUGCGCUGAUCGACUUCAGCAAAAACUCAUCGUUCUCGCAAAACGGCCUUUCGCCGAAACGACAUGACGAGGAAUCUAGAUUCGACAGACUCUAUGCAGAUGCGGUACGAAGAAGCGCGAGUGUAGCAGCUUCUAGGUUGAUGAUCGAUAGUCUGCAGUUGCAGGACAAUAAAGAGGAGAUGGCGCCGCUGACGACGAAGGAGAGAGACGUACCUGCUGUUAUACUUCUAGUUUUCAUCUGACUUCUUCUUCUUCAGAUUCUGCAUCUAGUUUGAUAUCACAUAUUGUAAUGUUUCGUGGCCACUAAGAUUUAUUUAGAUAUUUGAAUUACUUGACUUUUUUUCGGUCUUUUGCUUUCUAGUUAGGUGUGCUCCACCGCUCUUAUUAUAAUGUUUCUGAAAAUUGUAAUUGUCUAAAGAUCAAACGAGGCCCCUCCAUCUCCCUCCUCCUCCAGGCCUGCCUCCGCCUCAAGAAGCAGAUCGAAUUGAUGAAACGACGCGGCGAAUACGAUGGUCCGACCCCUCCAAGUCCAAGGCACUGGCGAGAGAAGGUCACGCCUGAGCAGCGUGCAGAAUGGUUUAGGGUUGCUGGUGCCAAGCGUGAUGCCCUGUACGAAGCCAGAAGAGCGAAGUCAGAAGCUGAUAAAGCUAAACGUGCACAAAAAGAGAAGGAAGAAGCCGCGGCAAAGGAUAAGGUAUUUCUAAAAUGCAACAAGGUGUUUUCAACAAGGAGACACUAUUUUUUACAGGUUCUGCUCUCGACGCUUCUUCACUCACAAUCAGUCACAAUCUCUUCACAAUGAUCAGAAUAUAACUGUUGUGACCUCAACUAAAAUCUAGAUCUACCCAACCACGAACAGGACGGGCAAUUGCUAGCAGAGCUGAAGGAGAAGCGUCUCGCCGGCAUUUCUGAGUACAUGGCUAGUCAGGGUGAGUUCAAACUUGCUGAGUCUGUGAAGAAAUACAAGGAACGAUGCGACUUGAAGGGCACUGACCAAGACCGCCUUCGGGAGCGCAUGGAGGAGGAAGAGCUGAAAGAGUCGUGCACGUUCUCACCUGAAACGGGGAAAUUAUCCGAAGGUAAGAAGAAGAACUACCGGGAGAAACGUAUGAAAGACUUGGGCAUCGAAAUGACGGCGAAAGCAGAAGACUACAAAUUAGCGCGGAAGGAACUGGAGCGACAAGCGGUGUUGAAACGGCAAGUGGAGAAUCGGGUUUUGGAUCAGCCAUUGGAGGGCGUUGCGAAAACGCCAAAACAACUGUUGGCCGAGAGAGCCGAAGCAGAGAAGAUUCGAAUUGAGAAGUUGAAGGGAUCCAGGCAGAAGAUACGGGCAAAGGACAUGGAGAAGGACGAAGAUGAAGAUGUUCUUGACGGGGGCAACGAUAAGAAGGACGUUGUUGAGGAGGAUGAAGAGCUAGAUACGGAUGAAGAGAGACGUGUGGAUGGUGAUGAAGAUGGCGAAGAAAAAGGGACCUCGUCCAAGAAGUCCUCUCGGUCUCGAUCUCCUAAGAACAAAGAUCCUUCUAGUUCUACCUCACCUAAGAGUACUUCAGGCAGAUAUUAUGACGAAAACGGUCGCCGCCACAAGUCUUUCCGUGAAAAGCGCGAACAAGGUGAGACGAAACUGGCCAGUACCUCUCGCGGCACCCAGCGUCACGUUCGUACGAGUCUCGCCCACGCGUUCGCGAAGGAGGAACUCGACGAGAUGUACGUCAUCGGCAAACCCGGGUACGCACCGCCUUUAACCAUCGACGGCACAGCCCACAAUCUACGUUCGCCGCCAGAGAAGAAAGAAAACGGACCAGAGAAUGGGUUUGAGUUCACACCACAAUUGCGCAAUGUCUUUUCGGACAAGAAAUGUUGGCCGAUUUCGGAACGCUUCCGGAAGUCUACGAAGCACAAAGUGUUUGAACCAGAGGACUUCUCGAACCCGGAAUUCAAGGGGAGGUACAUUGAAGGUGCGGACGUGGUGGACCGCUUGUACUACUUGGAUCACGCCCAACCCUUGAGACUCGAGUCCUGGCAACAGCAAAAGCAGACGCUGGUGAAGAAAGUCGUCAAGGCCACGACGGACCGUGUGCGAGCAACGAAGCGAGCUGAGAAAGCUGCGAAAGGUGAUCAGCACCCGGAAGACACGCUGAGAAGGUACAAGGAAGAAGACGAAAAGUACGUGGCGGAUGAAGAAGAACGACUCUUGUUAGAGAGCAAGGCGACUAGGGACGAAGACGGCACCUUAAUCAGCAUGGAAGGGGGCCAUCCGAUCAUCAUUACGCCUCCGCAUAGGUCCACGACCAAGGAAAUCGAGGAGCAAGAAGUCCGAAAAGCGGCUGCAACGCUCGCCCACAUCGAUUUAGCGGGUGGUGAACAUAUAGGCGUAGCCGGUGACGGAGACGUUCUAGAUGUUUUCGAAGAAGCGUCUCUCGAACACGCGAAUAUGGCGCAUGAGAAUGUCCGGCAGCAUUCGUCUGGAAGAUUGCAUCGUAGUGAGAGAUUGCAUCUGGAAAAAGUAGAGAGGAGACGGAAUCCCUCAGCUUUCGUCAACAAUAAAGACGACUCUCCCACCGCUGUUGAUGGUGAAGAUGCAGAACGGCGUACACACCAAGUUCCACCUACUAUGGAAUUGCCGAAAGAUCUUGCGGAUUUGCAUAUAGGAAAGGAUCAGCAGGGUACUGCUUUCUUCUAUUUGUGACACCGACUGCUCCUGCAUUAGCUAAUUAACCAACGUGAUCUUCGUUCUUCCAUCACUUUCACAGCCUGACUCCCUUCCAACACAUAAUCUUCAUCAUCUUCUACUUUCUCUAGCCUCCGUAGCGACUGGUGCCUUUCUCUAGCCUUAAUAUCGUUGUACCUUCUAAAGUAAUGCUUCUAGUACUGCUUUUUGGUUUUUUCCUUAGAUAGGCUUAGGUUGGCUCCACCACUACUUUUAUAAUCUUCUAGGAGAAUGAUCUGAAUCAUGAUUCACGACAUUUUUUAGUCAUGGUCUACUUAUCUUCACUUCUUCUAGGUGUUGGCGACAGUCGUGGCGCUCGCGUGCGUGGUCUCGGCGACCGCGCUACGCCGAGAAUAACAAUGACAGUCAGCCCAGAAGAAUUGGCGAACAUGACUGAGAGCCAACGACAGAGGCACCUACAGGAAGAUCUAGGGAUACAAGGCAAUGCGGAGGAUGGAAGCGACAUUCUGACGGCUUUGGAAUCCAAGAUCAUCACCACUGGAGAAGGCGACAACAAGGAAGCGUUUUCGUUGCAUUUGUCUGCUUCGUCAACGGGAGGACGUAGUGAAACAGGAGAACAUUUACCCGGGGUAGGGGGCGCCGCGUCGAGCACUGGCGUAGCUUUUGGCAGUAUGGGAGCUGCAGGUCAUCUUCAUGGAGGAGCUACAGCUAAUUCCUCUCUAGUAUCAUCUGGUGGUGGUUCGCAAAUGCCUUUGUUUCAACAAGAUCGGCAAGUCGCGCGCAUAAAGGCCGCAGAAAAGAGCAUGCUGCGGAAUGCAUCUCACUCUGGAUCGGGCUCCUUUUCCAGCGUAUCCUUCAGUUCCCAGGCAAAAAGCCGCAACAUCUACUCUAUGUCGUCAAGGUCGAUCACUAAGGCGAAAGCGAAGGCCGCGCCGGCGGUCCCAGACACCAGAGACCCUUUAGAAAAAGAAGCAGACGAGCUGUUCCAGAGAACGCAGAUGGAAGCGGUCCUAGAAAUCGGAAAGGAGCCACCUUCUACUGGAAUCGAUCAAGGCCCUGGCGACGCAGAUGGGGGAGCACAAUCUUCAUCUUCAGCACCAAGAACCUCUAGGAAAAGCAGUACUUCUAAGACUCUAAGAGUAUCAUCAGGAGUAGCAAAGCGAAAGUCUAGGAAGUCCACUGCAGCUAGAGCUGAACAGGAGGCAACAGGAGAGGUACUAGCCGAGGACGAGAAAGAUAGGCAAACCACCAAUACUGGCCCAAUACUAGGUCAUCAAGAUCAAGAAGGAGCAGCAGAUCCGCCAGUUCGCAAAAGCCGCUUGUCCGUAAAGAGAGUGAGGCCAUUCGGGAAGAAACGGAAAUCCUCUACGGCAGGAGCCGGUGUGGAGUUACCGCCUUCACCAGUUUCGAUUGUGUACGACGUGGAUAGUGCAGAGCCAGAGGUAGCUGCUGACGACGAUAAUUCAGGCACUGCUACUGCUCUAGGAACUUCUACUACGAGAGCUACUCGUCCUGUUUGUGCAGUAGAACAAGAACCAUCCGCCGCUCCUGCUCCUCCUCCUUCGACCACUGCUCCUGCCGAUGAAACAAGAAAUACCGAAAGUUUGCUUGAAGACGAUCUAUCGAACAAUGUUGGUCCGGUCGAUGAUGACUCACCCCAAAGCAAUGUGGACGAUGACAAAGUCAUGGAUCAGCUACUGGGACAAGAUGUCGGAGCCAACAUCAACAAUACUAUUAACGCUUCUGCUGGUGCCAAGGCAGCUGAGGAGGGGAACGACUUCCUCCGGACGAAGGAAGACCUCUCUCUAGUACCAGGAGACUCCAAUAGCGACAGUGCGGUAGAUCGGACCUCGCUGACAAGUCUGCUAGUCGGCGGAAGGGGAAUGCCGGAGGAACCCAGUGCUAAAAACGUAGCCAAGGAGCGAGCCUCGAUUGAUGAUGACGAGGAUGAAACUUUCCUCUAAAAAAUUUUCACGGGAAUGAGGGACGAAACUUAGCAGGAACAACCAGGCUUCAGCGCGUCAAGCGAAUAAGCAGUUAUGAACACGGCUUGUGCAAUUGCAAGGCGAGCCUUUUCAUUUUUUUGUGCAGUUUGUUCCCGUAGUCUGGACAACAUUAUAAUAAAUAUUUAUAUAUGAAAAUGACAUCAAGAUGAACAUGAUAAAUGUGAAAACAAACUAGUAGAGGCAUUAUGAAAGCUAUUCUUCAAUAACGUGAAAGUACUUAAUCAAAUCAAAAGGCCCUUUGCCCAUCACGACAAGUAAAAAGAGUAACUACUAAAAAAAAUGAAAAGCAACUGGACAACCACACAAGAUAUACACCAACACUAACGUCGAAUCUAUCAGGGAACUGUUCAUACCUACAAAUCGAUUUGCUGUACAGAGAAACGAAUUACAAUCAUUGAUGGAUCAUUGUGUACCAGAGAUAAAAAAUCAUACAUCAGAAAAUACUUAUGGCCACUAAGAAAAACAUUCACGUAAACAACAGCAUCUUUUUCAAGUGUAAAUAAAUACAUCAAGCAGGAGGAGUUGUUAUUACUACUACACUAGAAUUAUAGGGCAUUUUGCCGAGUGCACUCUCUUGCAGGUCGUCAUCUACUAGAACAAAUGAAAAUGUGAACGUGAGAAUGUGAAAGGUUACGAAUUACAAGUGAAUUCUCGUCAACGAGGUCUCGAAGAUGUAAGGAAUGAUCAUCAGCAUGCAGGAUGGUAAUGAUGAG